CUUGAACUUGAAGCGAAAGACCGUCAGUCGACAAGAGUCGUCUACCUGGAGCUGGUGCUGCAAAACUCGUCACAGGUGUAUACAACAGCAAUCAGAACAAUCUCGCCAGACCUUAAAAAACAAACGCCGAAUCAACAUGGGAGUCUGCAGGGUUAUUCUAUUGGCGAUGUUGAUGGCCUGCUUGGUGGCCGGAGUCCCUCUUCCCAGCGAGAAUCCAGCAUCCGCCCAACAGGAUCCAGUCGAAGCCCGGGAAGAUCCCGACUUAACUGUCCACCGAUUGGAUGCCGAUGAAGCCAUUCCAGCGGCUGAAAUUGCGGCUGACAUUGCUGCCCAAUCGGAGAUUUUCAGCGGCGAUAACGUCGCAGCGGUAGAUAGAAACGUACCAACUAGUGUUCGACAAUUCGGAGUGGCCGUUCCGGAGUUGAAACUCAGUCAUUUCCAGAGGUUUGAUGAUGAGGGUCGCUACAGUUUCGGCUACGCUUAUCCCGAACAGGUUCGCAUGGAAUCCCGUUCUGAAGACGGAGUCGUCACUGGAUCUUAUUUCUACACAGACCCCAAUGGCGUUCACAAUCAGGUUCAGUAUUUGGCGGAUGGCGAUGGAUUCCGCGUUGCUGCCAACAACUUGCCCGUCUUUUAUCCCGGAGAGCAACCCAAGGACACGCCCGAGGUUGAGGAAGCCAAACGCAAACAUCUCGAGAUUUGGGCCGCCAUCGCCAAACAAAACAAUAAGGCCCAGAUCGCAAAGGAAGAGGCCAUCAGGAGGGUCGAAGCUGCCACUAACGUUGAAGACAAUCGCGAAGCUGUCAUCACCGAUGCCCUAGAGGCGGAUGAAGUUGAGUCUGCCAUGGAACUGUUCCGCCCGGACUCUGCAUCCAAGAUCGAACAAGAUUCCGCAUUGGAGAAACAGCCGUCCAUCAAGCCCCUUGAUCCUGACGUCACCAUCGAUGAAGAGAAACAGGCCGUCAUUACCGAGCAGGAUGAGGACAUCAACGCCGGAAUCUUUGACAGCGAUGCCGAGCCCAUCCGGCUAUUGGCCCAGGUCUACGCCAAACACGUCCAGGCCAACGCCGAGCCUCCGCAGGUCAUCGAGCGUCCGGCUGGUUUCCAUCCGCAGAAUAUUUUGCUACCCGUCGGAUUCGACCUGUUCAGCCGCGACGACGGAACAGACGGUCGAGAUGCCGUUGAAAUCACCAAUCCGGAAUUCAUCGACCUUCGAGCCUUCUUCACCAGCCGCAACCGCAACCAAAUGCCCCAGAUCGUCCUCCGCGCUGAAGAGAAAAUGGUGAAACCGUCGAAAUUCGACGACAAUAUCACGGAAGAUCUCCUCACAUCGGUGGAGCCCAAUCCGGCCGAAUUGGACUUUGACGGCGAGUUCGUCGCGCCCAAUGAGUUGUACAACUAUUACUUCAACAUUGCCAACGGCGGUGAUGAGCAGACCAGUCCUUUGGUGGCUAUUCCUUUGAAUCGCGAGACGCUGGAAAAGUUGCCCGAAUCUUUGCAAUUGGCGCUGAACGGAAUGGGCGCCAUUGACGGCCACCACAACGCCCAGUCGAUGCCCAGCCAGCAGGUCCGAUUGAAUCAGCAAUUGCUGAAUCAGCAGAGGUUCGCCAGCAACUUCUACAACUACCAGCAGCCUUACUAUUCGCCAUACUCUUCAUUCUAUUCCCCUUAUUACCAUUACCGCCAAACCGCUGCCCAGUAUAAUCCUUACAGCAAUUACCACAUGUCCCCUUAUAGACGCAUGCCUUCAGUAAGACCCUAUUCGCCAAACCCAUUCCAUUACAACCCGUAUUAUUCUUACUAAUUUGGUAUAAUUAGUUGCAAUUAUGCAAAUUUUUUAUGGCAUUUAAAUUAUUUCCCAUCGUCUGGCCAAGUGGCCAGGGCGUGGUCAGGCCAAGGUUUCUUUUACGGGAGGUGGGGCAUUUUGUUUUCAAGCUUCUUUGACACACUGUUUGUUAUAAAUGAUGUAAUUGGGGUUGGUUGUUGUUUAGAAUAUUCAUUGGUAUUAUCAAAUAAUUGGACGAAUAAUUAUGCAACAACAAUACAAUCUUCAAUCGAA
This is a messenger RNA of Daphnia pulicaria, 2059 nucleotides long. RefSeq lists its product as uncharacterized. The transcript is spliced from 6 exons. The record is from RefSeq and is a predicted model, not a curated record. Gene Ontology annotation, molecular function: structural constituent of chitin-based larval cuticle. Gene Ontology annotation, cellular component: chitin-based extracellular matrix. Bases 137 to 1804 code for a protein of 555 amino acids. NCBI's taxonomy places the organism in Eukaryota, Metazoa, Arthropoda, Branchiopoda, Diplostraca, Daphniidae.